Messenger RNA from Dufourea novaeangliae, 2441 nucleotides. RefSeq names its product cyclic AMP-dependent transcription factor ATF-6 alpha (gene Atf6). Gene Ontology annotation, molecular function: RNA polymerase II cis-regulatory region sequence-specific DNA binding; DNA-binding transcription factor activity, RNA polymerase II-specific. The record is from RefSeq and is a predicted model, not a curated record. The transcript has 8 exons. Gene Ontology annotation, biological process: endoplasmic reticulum unfolded protein response; regulation of transcription by RNA polymerase II. Bases 1 to 2385 code for a protein of 794 amino acids. Gene Ontology annotation, cellular component: nucleus. NCBI's taxonomy places the organism in Eukaryota, Metazoa, Arthropoda, Insecta, Hymenoptera, Halictidae.
AUGUUGAUAAAUCAAGAUCCACAGUGGAGUGGCGAUACAGCGUCUGAAAUUCAGAUGUUUCCAGAUCUUGAAUUAAUGGAUGACGAUUAUUCACCUCUUCCGGAUGAUUUGUUACAGUCUUUAAGUUCUGAAUUAGGUGUUCCACUUUUCUUGGAAAAUGAAAUAUCUAUGGAAGCAGAAAAUGACUUCAAUCAUCAAAUCACAAAUGAUAUUUCUUUAGGGGAACCUGCACUUUGUUUUGAAGAUUUUGACAUGCAACAAAAUUCAGAUUCAAAUUUAAGUAACAAUGUAAAAAUGGAAAUUAAGUUGGAACCUGUAAGUCCUUAUGUGCAAUUGCCAUUGUCUCCUGCACUAAGUCAUUCAGAGUCUAGUAGAUCUGAAGUAGAUGCUGACUCUGUUAAUUUCUUAUGCAAUUUUAAGUCGACUCCAGAGACACCACCAAUUUCACCACCUCAAAAUAGUUCACCAUCCAUGUCUCCAGAACCCCUAUUAAAUACAACUGUUGCAAGACAAGUAAGACUUAUGCCUCUUAAAUCUCAGGAUGAAAAGUGCAAAAAAUUUAUCAUUUCCAAAGCAAAUUCAACCAAACAUAUUCAAGUUCAGCCAAAAAAGAUUAAUGUGCAGUCUGUAACCGAUGAACAGCCCCAGAAUGCUAUAUUAUUGAGCACGCAAAAUUUUGUCGCGCUCGCGCAAGAAGUUAAGCAGAACUAUACGUCGUAUCCUUUCAUGACUCAUUUAUUGCCAACCAAUGAAAAUAUUAAAGCUCAAAAUUCGGUACAGGUUUCACCAGUACAAAUAAAAGCAGAAGCAAGUAUGGUACAAAUACCGCAAGAAAACACUAUGAAUACUGCUGAUGUUUACAUGUCAGGAAGAGAAUCCACUGUCGGUGUCGGUGAUGCGUCUUUGAUUUUUAGAAAUGAUACGACUGGCCGUACCUCUAUAGUUGUGAAGAAAGACUCAUCUGGCUGUAGACCAAUAGUAAUUAAAACAGAAAAUUCAAGUUAUGCUCCAAUCGUUAUUAAAAACGAAACUCAAGAUGCUAAUUUCACUGGACGACAAGAAAAUGAAAUAAAGGCAUUGAAAAGGCAACAAAGAAUGAUAAAAAACAGGGAGUCCGCUUGCCUUUCGCGAAAAAAGAAGAAAGAGUAUGUAACUGCGUUGGAAAAACAAAUUUCUGACUUGCAGGAAGAAAAUAAGCAAUUGAAAAUGGAGAAUUCAAACUUGAAGCAGAAACUCUCAACGUUAGAGAAUACAAUGGGUACUAAUAACAAACUUGGGAGUACAAUUCUCGCUGCAAAGAAGAAGAAUGUUGCUAUUCUUUUGGGAAUGGUGUUUAUGGUAUCCUUUAAUGUCAAUACUUUUAGUGUCCUCUCGAAAAGCAAUCAGUUGAAUGUAUUACCUGUGGACGUCUCUACUAAUAAACAGUAUACACGACAAGGAAGAACAUUGCUCUGGACACCUACCGAUGAAAUCCAGGAAGAGGAUGAAGAAAGCUUCCGUAAAAACACAUCAAUGCCUCAACCUAUGUGUCCAAUGUACAUAAAUAAAAGCGAAUCGAUUCGGUUAGAUUACGAAUUAAGACGAUGGAUCGGUGGUGAAUCUGAUCAAGAUAAUUGGACUACACCGAAAAAUGCAAAGUUUGAUGCAAAAUUUAUGGGUGAACUUUUAUCUUCGCCAUACGCAGUACAGAAAAAGACUAAAGAUAAAUAUAAUUUGCCACGAAGGAGCAAAUCCGAAAUACUUCGAAAGACAACAGGCUCUUCGAUAUCAAAUGCGGUCGAAGUCUUUUCGCCGACGUUAAAAGAGCAUGCUUCGUUAUUCGAAGCUCUAGGCAGAAGAGAAGAUACGUUUUACGUUGUUUGGUUCAGCGGAGAGCAUUUGCUUUUACCAGCUUCGAGGAAAAACAGUACGGGCAGACCAAGAAUGUCGUUGGUUCUUCCUGCCCUGCCUAUGAACGAAACUUUUUCAACGCCUGCCAAUCAUAUAACUAUGAUGCAAAUUGAUUGUGAAGUAACAAAUACGCAAUUGUUGCAUUUACAACAAUCGGUUAUACCUAAUCAUUUAAAAAACAAUCAUAGGCCUGGAAAUGAUACACAUCAAACUCAUGCGACUAAUGAUGUAUCUGAUAAUGUAACAGACGAUACAACUAAAAAUUACAAACCGUAUUUUAUUAAGGAGUCUGAUCAGAAGGAUUUCCACAAAAAGAAUUUGAAAGAUACUUAUCUGGAUAAAAAUAGCGAUGAUUAUAAUAAGACACCCGCUUAUAUUUUAAAGCAGAAAUUUGUUUCGGAAUUUAAUUUGGAAGAGGUAAAAACUGACAUGUUGAGAAGUUCGCGGAAAACGGAAUCACAGGAGAACAAAAAUAAGACUGUCCUUAGUACAUGAACCAUUUGUGUUCAUCGUUUUUUUUCUGUUUUAUAAUGUACAAGAAUACGAAAGAU